Messenger RNA from Serinus canaria (Common canary), 1968 nucleotides. RefSeq names its product deleted in malignant brain tumors 1 protein. Lineage: Eukaryota; Metazoa; Chordata; Aves; Passeriformes; Fringillidae. The coding region runs from base 1 to 1968 and encodes 655 amino acids. The record is from RefSeq and is a predicted model, not a curated record. The transcript has 10 exons. Gene Ontology annotation, cellular component: cell surface; membrane.
AUGGCUGCCACCAGGAUCUUGGCCUGGGUGGUGCUGGUAAUUCUUCACAUUCAGGUGGAUGCAGUUCCAAUCAUAGCUGAUGAGAUCUCUCUGAGGCUGGGCGAUGGCCCCAACAGCUGCGCAGGCAAUGUGGAGAUCUACUUCUUUGGAAGCUGGGAGAAGGUGUGUGGCUACCUGUGGGACAUGCAGGAUGCCCAGGUGGUGUGCAGGCAGCUGGGCUGUGGCUUCCCUCUGACAAUCAUGUACCCCUUCCCUCCGAGCAACUCGUACUCCUCCUACACCUUUACUGAGGUGAACUGCAUGGGCAAUGAGAACCUCCUGUGGCACUGCCCCUACGAAUACCAGUACACUGACUGUCACCAUGGGCCUGCUUCUGUCCUGUGCUCAGGGAGCUUCUCCUGUGGUGGCUUACUUCAGGGAUUGUCUGGCACCCUCCAGAGCCCGGGAUACCCCAACUCCUACCCCGACAACUCCUACUGCGUGUGGCACAUCCGGCUGCGGGACCCGGCCCGCAGGAUCCAGCUCCAGUUUACGGAUGUGGAGCUGGAGGGCAACAGCUGCUCCUUCGAUGCCAUCGAGGUGUUUGAUGGAGGCUCCCUCCAGAGCUGGCUCCUGGGCCGUGUUUGCAGGAACGACCACCGCGUCUUCAACUCCUCCGGGAGCCAGCUCACCGUCCUGUUCCGCAGCGACGGCAGCGUCACCAGGAGGGGCUUCCACGCCUACUACUCCUCAUUUCUUGCCUUCAGCUCCACCCUGGAAGAUUAUUCUUGUGGUGGCUUUCUCUCCUCUUCAUCUGGUACCUUACAGAGCCCCUUUUACCCCAGAAAUUAUCCAAACAACGCCAACUGUGUGUGGGAAAUACAAGUAGAAAGCAACUUCCGUGUCACACUUACAUUUACAGAUAUUCAGAUGGAAGGUGGCAGAUGCCUCUCUGACUAUGUGGAAAUCUUCGACGGGCCCCUGCACACCUCUCCUGUCCUUGGGAAGAUUUGUUCUGGUUAUUACCCCACGUACACAUCGUCCUCCAACCUGCUGAGCGUCCGCUUCCACAGCGACUCCCGACACACCUACAGAGGGUUUCAGGCCAGCUAUCACUCCACUCCAGCUGAUGACAGCACCACACUGCUGUGUUUGCCAGACUACAUGCACGUGGUUGUGAGCAGAUACUUCCUUCAGUCCCACGGCUACUCUGCUUGGAACCUCACCCUGAAUGACCCCGUUUGCACGCCCAACAUCACAUCAAAUUCUGUGUCAUUCAACAUUCCAUACACUCGCUGUGGCACUGUCAGAGAGGGAAACAACGACACAAUCAGCUAUUCCAACACUAUUAGAGGGUCCUCUUCUGGUACAUUAAUCACAAGAAAUAGAAAUCUUCUCUUGCACGUCAACUGCAAGAUGCUCCAGAACACGUGGGCAAAAACGAUGUACGUCGCGGACGACAACUUUGAAGUCAACGAAACUCAGUAUGAGAGAUACGAUGUAAACCUCACAUUUUAUGACUCCUCAAGCUUCUCAAGGCCAGUGUAUGAAUCACCCUACCGUGUUGGCAUCAACCAGAAUUUGUUCCUGGAAGCUUCCCUGCACAGCUCUGACCCAUCGCUGGAGUUAUUUCUGGACACUUGUGUGGCAUCUCCCACUCGCCACAAUUUUACAACAAAAUCCUAUCCUAUAAUCAAGAAUGGGUGUGCCAAAGAUCCCACCUAUGCUACGUAUUACUCACCCUUCAGACACACCCUCCGGUUCAAAUUCAAUGCCUUCCAGUUCAUUCAGAGCAAUCCAGAGGUUUACCUGCAGUGUGAGCUGGUGGUGUGCAGGGCCUACGACUAUUCCUCCAGAUGCCACCAAGGCUGCCUCCAAAGGUCCAAGAGAGAGGCAAGCUCUGACCUAGAAAGUGUGAUUGUUGUUGCUGGCCCAAUACAGCUUUGGGAGCCUGAUUCUGAGAUGAUGGAUGGACCUGGGUCUGAGUAA